GUUUUUUUUUGUAAUGUUAUUAGGUACUUCAAAGAAUGGGCUGCAUAUAAAAAGACAGAUGCCUAUAAAGAAUUUAGAAAACAACAAAUAGAACAAAAGGGAGGUGGCGGUCCAACAAAAAAAUUGAAACAAAAUACUGCAUCAGAACAGUCUACUCCUAAACCUGUUGUUGCUGCUCCUCCAGCUGAGCAAGCCCCUGCCCCUGUUAACGGCGGCAGUGCACCUGCGGCGGCUCCGGUCGCUACUUCUCGGCAACAGACCCCGCCCCGGCCCAGACCGUGCAUUACACCUGCCUCCGGGGAAGAGCACACUAGUGGAGGAGACACUGAAAUACCUAUAUUCACAGACCAAUUUCUUCAACACAAUAAGCUGAGAGAAACAGAACUGAGACAGUUGAGAAAAGCCAAUUCAGAUUAUGAGCAACAGAAUGCCAUACUGCAACGACAUGCUGAAGAAGUAAGCGGCGCCACCUCCCGGCUCAGGGCCGAAACAGCUGCCGCGGCUGAGAGGACGGCGGCGUUGCUGGCUCACAAGCGAGCCCUGGUUGCUGCUCUAGUACAAGCCUUGGAAACAUUGGCCAUUCCAGGAGGACCUCCUGGAGCAACUGAAGCAAAUAUUGAGGAAUACAUGGAGAAACUGCAAAGCUUGGCAGUUGAUAACAAACCAAAUCCAGUUUUGAAACAAGCUCGAGAUAUUCUUAAUAGGAUUGAGCUUCCAUUAAAUUAAAAAUUAUAUCAUUAUAAGCCAUCUACAGUAUUCAAUAAAAUCAUUAAAAAUCAGAAAA
Messenger RNA from Ostrinia furnacalis (Asian corn borer), 784 nucleotides. RefSeq names its product High mobility group protein 2 (gene Hmg-2). Gene Ontology annotation, cellular component: nucleus. Gene Ontology annotation, biological process: regulation of gene expression. Lineage: Eukaryota; Metazoa; Arthropoda; Insecta; Lepidoptera; Crambidae. The record is from RefSeq and is a predicted model, not a curated record. The transcript is spliced from 5 exons. The annotation marks the transcript as partial.